Molecule: messenger RNA, 399 nt
Organism: Miscanthus lutarioriparius
Lineage: Eukaryota; Viridiplantae; Streptophyta; Magnoliopsida; Poales; Poaceae
Source: the annotation of a GenBank genome assembly
AUGGGCGUCACUGGCGCAGUGCGAGACAUCGCCUCAGAGGCCUUGGCAUCUGUCGCCGGCCGCGUCAAAGGCGCCAUCGAUCGGAUGGACAACGAGCUGGUGCGGUCCGCGAUCGACUACUAUGAGACGAUGGCCAUGGCCGAGACGGACAGCCGGCCUGUGAAGGGCACCUUGCUAGAGACCGAUCUACAGAUUAUCAGCUGGCUCGGCAUGCCAGUGUACGAUGCAGAUUUCGGGUGGGGGAAGCCAUGGGUGAUGUUGCGGGCGGAGUCCAUCCGUGGUGGAUUUGUGUACCUAAUGAACGACGGGCCAGCAGACGACGCCGGCGUCCGCGUGCUCAUGUGCAUGGAAGCUGCAAACAUGAAGGAGCUGGAGCGGCUGCUUUACGAAAAACUUUAG